Messenger RNA from Sclerotinia trifoliorum, 2363 nucleotides. The record is from the annotation of a GenBank genome assembly. NCBI's taxonomy places the organism in Eukaryota, Fungi, Ascomycota, Leotiomycetes, Helotiales, Sclerotiniaceae.
UUGAACUUCUAAAGUCUUCCACCAACACUUAUACAGUAUUGACCUCCAAAAUAUCGAAUCCUUGAUAUCAAAGACAUAUUCUGAAUAUGUAUGGGCUCGACGAUGAUUUUAAAGGUUUUGGUGAAGGCUUCGAUGGAUUUCCCAAACGACUUCCGGAAGAUUGUGUGGAAUACUCACUUUAUAUCAUCAACUCCAAGUUAAAGUCACAAAAGGAUUUACUCAGCAGAUUGGAGGAUGUGCGAAAAGAGUCUUUGGCUCUUUUGAAAGAUCUUACUAAGGACUAUAUAUGGCAACGGGAUGGCUUCAAGCUGGAGGUAAAGACUGAGAAGGGUAUGAUGCCUACGACACUUUGUUCUGCGCCCGUGUGUUAACAGCUUAGCAGGCUUGAUGCACCUUAAUGGGAUAACAAAUUAUGGAGAUUCUGUCGAAGACGAAUGGCUUAUUGUGUAUAUACUUAAAGAAUUGAGCAGUCGAUUUCCUACAUUAUGGAUCAAAGUUGUGGACUCUGAUGGCGAGUUUCUUUUGAUUGAAGCUGCCAAUGCUCUUCCGAAAUGGUUGAAUCCUGAAAUCGCAGAUAAUAGGGUAGGUAUCCCGGUUCACAUACGCAAGUCAUUAGAUUCUGACGCCUAGCAGGUAUGGAUUCAUAAUAAUGCCCUUCACAUUAUACCGUUGCGUGCAGUCACUGAUUCCUCAAUCAAAUCCCCUACCGCCCCAGUAUCUCGAUCACUUACCUUAGAAGAAGCCCACAGAGCCAUAUCUUCAACUCCAGAAAUACUCAUACGCUCACCCCUUAUCGAAGCAGAAGCAUUUUAUCGUUUGAGAAGCUAUCCGGCUCAAAUCGCAGCAUCGCUUCACCAUGCUUGUAUUACAAUACCGCGCAAACUUGCCUAUAUACUUCAUCUCCUUCCUACUUCUAUAGCCCCGGCAGUCGAAGCAUUCUACCUUCGAGAUUCAAUUGCGCUCAAGCCGCUCCAAACAGCUUCCCCCAAUCUUAUCUUCCCACCGAAGGAUUUAGUCACCAUCUCAAUUCGAUAUACCAAAGUACUCUACGCUCAACUAAAGUCGCAGCAGUUUACUGCACCAUUUGCAUGGAAGGAUAUUUUAACGCCGCCCAAGAACGAUGCACUUGUGGGAGAUUUCACGAAACUGGAGAUGGGAAUGAAGGUUACCUCCGGCUUCGAAAUGCUAGUCACAGAUCCUAAAAAUGGCGAUCAUCAAUCCGUUCGAGAGAUUAACAUACUUCUGGAAGAUCUUGAUGGAGAUGAUUCUAACCUUCCUAAUGACGAGGAGAUAUCGACGUGGAAGGAUAAUUUGAGAGAGGAUGAUGAAAAAUGGCUCGACAUCAAUUUUGAGGAUUUUGAGAGAGAACUAGACGGAAAGAAUAAGAAAAAGGAGCCGGCUGGAAUCCCUGGAAGUUUCGGACCGGAACCAGCUUCGGGAUUCGGCGAUGCAAAGACCGAGGCCGAUUUGAAGAAAAUGGUGGAGCGAUUUGAAGCUUUCCUUAACGAUGAUGAUGCUGGUCCUGACGGUGCUGAAAUGGAUGAUAUGGAUAUUGAUGACGAUGAUGAAGAUAGUGAAGAGGAUAAAGACGUCAGUUUCGACGAAGUGGAGUUCGCAAAGAUGAUGAGAGAAAUGAUGGGUAUGCCAACGGACGACAUACAUGAAUCGGCAUCCCCAGCCCAGCAAGAAAUAUCUCGCAGGAUCGAGGAGGUCGAUAGCGACGAUGAAGGUGGGGCAGAUAAUGAAGCGGAAGAAAUUCGAAAGGUGAUGAAGAGAAUGGAAGCCGAGUUGAAUGAAGCCGGAGCCCUCAAUUUAGAUCCUACCCCAAGUAAAAUUGCAGCUCUUUCCGGAAGAAAGACGGGCAGGGAAAAGGAUAAGCAACAAGAACAAGUACAAGAGGAUAUGGACGAAGAUGAAGAUGAGGAAGGCGGAGAAGAAGAAAGUGACCAGGAAUUGGAUAUCGAUUUCAAUCUGGCGAAGAAUCUAUUGGAAAGUUUCAAAAGUCAAGCAGGGAUGGCGGGGCCCGGAUCCAAUCUUCUCGGCAUGAUGGGCAUGAAGCUACCUCGCGAUGAAGACGACGAGGGAAGAAGUCGAGGGAAAAGACCCGAAUAAAUAUUGAAAAGAAUUACAAGAUAAGAUUAAUGUUGCCUGGGUAUCACUAAUUACAUCAAACACGCUAGUAAGCUUCAAUUUUCCUCGACCAAAUCCUCGAUACCAAUUUUCCGCCUCUUGGAGCCCUCGACCUCCGGUGGUACGGAUGAGCUCAGGCUUCGCGCUCUCUUGAGCAUAUCAUUGACUGCAACGUCCACCUUUUCCAGCUCUGACAAGGCUGCUGUUAAAUUCCUCCUGUUUUCUAACUCGCG